AUGAAGGUUAUCUUCCUCUUCCCCGCGGUACAAAAUUCGCCGUCUUACUUUAAGGGGAGGGGUCACCCGUCCGUGUGCGGGGGUCACCCGUCCGUGUGCGGGGGUCACCCGGCCGUGUGCGGGGGUCACCCGGCCGUGUGCGGGGGUCACCCGGCCGUGUGCGGGGGUCACCCGGCCGUGUGCGGGGGUCACCCGGCCGUGUGCGGGGGUCACCCGGCCGUGUGCGGGGGUCACCCGGCCGUGUGCGGGGGUCACCCGGCCGUGUGCGGGGGUCACCCGGCCGUGUGCGGGGGUCACCCGGCCGUGUGCGGGGGUCACCCGGCCGUGUGCGGGGGUCACCCGGCCGUGUGCGGGGGUCACCCGGCCGUGUGCGGGGGUCACCCGGCCGUGUGCGGGGGUCACCCGGCCGUGUGCGGGGGUCACCCGGCCGUGUGCGGGGGUCACCCGGCCGUGUGCGGGGGUCACCCGGCCGUGUGCGGGGGUCACCCGGCCGUGUGCGGGGGUCACCCGGCCGUGUGCGGGGGUCACCCGGCCGUGUGCGGGGGUCACCCGGCCGUGUGCGGGGGUCACCCGGCCGUGUGCGGGGGUCACCCGGCCGUGUGCGGGGGUCACCCGGCCGUGUGCGGGGGUCACCCGGCCGUGUGCGGGGGUCACCCGGCCGUGUGCGGGGGUCACCCGGCCGUGUGCGGGGGUCACCCGGCCGUGUGCGGGGGUCACCCGGCCGUGUGCGGGGGUCACCCGGCCGUGUGCGGGGGUCACCCGGCCGUGUGCGGGGGUCACCCGGCCGUGUGCGGGGGUCACCCGGCCGUGUGCGGGGGUCACCCGGCCGUGUGCGGGGGUCACCCGGCCGUGUGCGGGGGUCACCCGGCCGUGUGCGGGGGUCACCCGGCCGUGUGCGGGGGUCACCCGGCCGUGUGCGGGGGUCACCCGGCCGUGUGCGGGGGUCACCCGGCCGUGUGCGGGGGUCACCCGGCCGUGUGCGGGGGUCACCCGGCCGUGUGCGGGGGUCACCCGGCCGUGUGCGGGGGUCACCCGGCCGUGUGCGGGGGUCACCCGGCCGUGUGCGGGGGUCACCCGGCCGUGUGCGGGGGUCACCCGGCCGUGUGCGGGGGUCACCCGGCCGUGUGCGGGGGUCACCCGGCCGUGUGCGGGGGUCGCCCGUCACCUGCCUGUGUUCUAGUUCUCACCGACUCUCAAAUUAAACUGUUCUCCAAGAGAAUAACAAAGGUGAAGGGAACAGCUAUAUUGUCAAGGUACAGGAAAAGUGAAGUUUUAGCUAACAAUCCCCAAAAGAAAAUAAUAUUAGAGAUAUGGAAGAAAAAUGUCAUGGGUAAAGUUGAGACGAAAGGAAAUUUUGGUAGCAUCCUAACUGGACUUCACAUGAUUCGUCGAGACGCCAUUAAACGCCUGGGCUACACGGAGACUGAGCUUACAUGA
This is a messenger RNA of Procambarus clarkii (red swamp crayfish), 1437 nucleotides long. Lineage: Eukaryota; Metazoa; Arthropoda; Malacostraca; Decapoda; Cambaridae. The record is from RefSeq and is a predicted model, not a curated record.